CUCAGCAACACACUCCUCCGCGGCUCCGCUUGCGCCUACAACGAUGCCCUGGACGCCCCCUACGACCGCCAAGUCGCACGAUGCAAGAACCGGCCCGUAGCACGCGGGGCCGUCUCGGCAGCGCAAGCACACACCUUCGCCUUCCUCCUCGGCCUCUGCUGGAUCCUAACCCUAUCAACCCUCCCCUCCACCAGUUACAUGCCCGCAGCCCUUCUCGCCGGCUCAAUGGCCUUCUACCCCUUCUGCAAACGCAUCACGCACUUCCCCCAACUGGUCCUGGGUCUAUCUCUAGCCCUCAGCCAGGGAAUCGGGUACGGGUCUCUGGGCGUGGAUAUCCGUGUUCUUGACUCCAGGACCCAGAUGGCUCUGGUAUGUCUGUACGUGUCGUAUGUAGUGCACACCAUGAUCUAUGACACGGUGUAUGCGCACCAGGAUCUGGAGGAUGAUUUGAAGGCCGGCGUACUCAGCAUGGCGGUGUUGUGUCAGGGGAGGACGAAGAUCGUGCUGACGGGGUUGGCGGCGGCGGAGGUGGGGUUGCUUGGGGUGGCGGGCUGGAUGAUGGGUUUCGGGGGGAUGUACUGGGGCGGUGCGGUGGGCGGCUCGGCGGUCGUGUUGGGGAGGAUGAUUUGUGUGGUCAAGUUGGAGGAG
Aspergillus nomiae NRRL 13137 is the source of this 648-nucleotide messenger RNA. Its product is annotated as 4-hydroxybenzoate octaprenyltransferase. Gene Ontology annotation, molecular function: 4-hydroxybenzoate polyprenyltransferase activity. The annotation marks the transcript as partial. Gene Ontology annotation, cellular component: mitochondrial inner membrane. Gene Ontology annotation, biological process: ubiquinone biosynthetic process. The transcript has a single exon. The record is from RefSeq and is a predicted model, not a curated record. Lineage: Eukaryota; Fungi; Ascomycota; Eurotiomycetes; Eurotiales; Aspergillaceae.